AUGGAACGUGCCCUAGGCGCCAAGAACAAAAUUGUGUUCAUCAAUGGCUCCAUUCAUGUUCCACGCGCCACUGAUCUUAAUCAUCUUGCAUGGGAACGUUGCAAUUGUCUUGUUCAAUCUUGGAUCAUGAAUUUUGUGAAUCCUCCUAUUGCUCAAACUAUAGUGUUUUUGGAGAAUGCUCUCGACGUGUGGAAUGAUCUCAAGGAAAGAUUUGCCAAAACCGAUCGUGUUCGUGUCUCUAAUCUGCGUGUUGCAAUCAACAAUCUCAAACAAGAUUCCAAAUCUGUGCUUGAUUAUUUCACUGAAUUACGUGGUUUGUGGGAGGAAUUAAACUCUCAUAGACCAAUUCCCAUUUGCACUUAUCCUCAGCAAUGCAGAUGCGAAGCUAUGCGUAGUGCUCGUGAAUUUCGUCUCGAGGAUCAAAUCAUUCAAUUUCUCACAGGUUUGAAUGAUACUUUUUAUGUCAUCAAAACUCAAGUUCUAUUAAUUGAUCCUCUCCCUUCUAUAAAUAGAGUUUACUCUAUGGUUAUACAAGAAGAGAGUAAUAAUGUUUCCCUAGUUCCUAAGCCCAAUUUUGCUAAAAAGCAAACAUCUGCUAACGCCUCUAGUGCAGCUACCGGUGAUACUCAGUCUUUGGUUCAUGUUGGUGAAGAGGCUUCUACACCUAGCCAUGGUGCCAGUAUCACUCAGGAGCAAUAUGCUCAAUUGAUUGGCUUGCUACAACAAACGAAUUUGCUGCCUCCUUCACAAACCACAUCCUCUACUACCAAUGACAUCUCUACUCAUUCUGGUCAUUCACCAAAUGAGACUUCAGGAGCCAAUGAUCAUGGGUGUUCUUCCUUACACUGGUUCAGUUCCUAUCACAAAAUUCCACCCGUCAAUGAUGUGAGAACCAAGAAGAUGAUUGGUUUGGCAAGGAAGUUUGAAGGAUUAUACAGACUCAUGACUGAUGCUGGAUGUCUUACUGAACCAUUCUCUUCAUCACAAAUCACCAGUUCUAGUACUUCUUUGUGUAACACACCUCAUUCUUCUAUUUCCAUGAAUAAUUGUAAAGUAAUACCUAAACAAGCCAUUUGGCAUUUUAGACUUGGCCAUUUAUCCCAUGAUAGGUUAUCUCAAAUGGCUCAUAUGUACCCAACCAUUUUCAAUGAUAAUAAAGAAGUUUGUGAUGUUUGCCACUUUGCCAAACACAAGAAAAAUCCUUUUAGUCUCAGUCAGUCUCGAGCUACUCAGCCUUAUGAGCUUUUGCAUUUUGACAUAUGGGGUCCUGUCUCCAUUAGUUCCAUAGAUAAUCAUAUAUACUUCUUAACUAUUGUUGAUGAUUAUAGUAGGUUUGUCUGGCUCGUAUUGCUUAAGUCAAAAGCAAAAGUUUCUAACCAUGUUAAACAAUUUAUCACUCUUAUAGAAAAUCAACACCACACUCGCCCUAAGUUUGUUAGGACAGAUAAUGGACCUGAACUUCUCAUCCCUCAAUUUUAUACUUCAAAGGGAAUAGUCCACCAAAGAUAUUGGGUAGAAUCUCCCCAGCAAAAUGCUCGUGUGGAGAGAAAGUAUCAACAUCUUAUUAAUGUAGGGAGAGCUCUUAUUUUUCAAUCUAACCUUCCCAAAUCCUUUUGGUCUUAUGCUGUCAAUUAUGGAGCUUAUAUUAUCAAUAGAGUCAAUACACCUUUACUUAAUAAUCACUCCCCUUAUCAUAUGCUCCAUCAGUCACCACCUGACAUUAGCCAAAUUAAGAUCAAGCAUAAGUCUGAUGGAAGUAUUGAACGUUUUAAAGCACGCCUGGUCGCAAAAGGGUAUAAUCAGAUUGAAGGCCUUGACUAUUCAGACACGUUUUUACCUGUUGCUAAGCUUACAACUGUCAGACUCGUGCUAGCCCUAGCUUCCAUUAACAACUGGAACCUUCAUCAGUUGGACGUCAAUAAUGCAUUUCUGCAUGGUGAUUUGCAUGAAGAUGUGUAUAUGGCAUUCAAGAUCAAAGAUCUUGGUAUUCUCAAAUAUUUCCUUGGUUUGGAAGUGGCUCAUUUGAGCAAAGGAUUUUUAGGUUCUAAACCAGCUACCACACCUUAUGAUCCUUCCAUCAAAUUGUGUCAUGACAAUAACCCACCAUAUGAUGACAUUCCUUCCUAUAAGAGAAUUAUUGGAAGAUUGAUAUACCACAAUACCAAUCGACCAGAUAUCACAUUCAUAACUCAGCAACUUAGCUAG
Molecule: messenger RNA, 2205 nt
Organism: Vicia villosa (hairy vetch)
Lineage: Eukaryota; Viridiplantae; Streptophyta; Magnoliopsida; Fabales; Fabaceae
Exons: 7
Coding region: 1-2205 (734 amino acids)
Biological process (GO): DNA integration
Molecular function (GO): nucleic acid binding
Source: RefSeq, a predicted model, not a curated record